Messenger RNA from Carcharodon carcharias (great white shark), 1413 nucleotides. It is a transcript of the gene amigo1, whose product is annotated as adhesion molecule with Ig-like domain 1. The transcript has a single exon. The record is from RefSeq and is a predicted model, not a curated record. NCBI's taxonomy places the organism in Eukaryota, Metazoa, Chordata, Chondrichthyes, Lamniformes, Lamnidae. Gene Ontology annotation, biological process: brain development. Gene Ontology annotation, molecular function: protein binding. The coding region runs from base 1 to 1413 and encodes 470 amino acids.
AUGAGCGUGUCUGCUCUGAACUGCCACUCCGACUGCAUCUGUGCCAGCAAUAUCGUCAGCUGCUCUAAAAGGGAACUGGUUAAUAUCCCUAACUCUCUCCCGGAAUAUACAGCAGUCCUGGACCUCAGCUACAACAGCCUGACUCGCUUGAGAGCUGAGUGGACCAAAGUUCGUUUGUUGAGACUCCACACUCUGCUCCUCAGCCACAAUGGCUUGUUCUUCACAUCUGAAGAAGCUUUCACUGAGGUACCACAUUUGAAAUACCUUGACCUGUCCUCCAACAAACUCAAAGUUUUGGAAGAGUUACACUUCAAUGGGCUGGAAGAGCUGGAGGUGCUGCUGUUGUACAACAACCAGAUCUCUCAGAUCGACAGGACCGCCUUUGAAGGCUUGGACAGGCUGAAGAAGUUGUACCUGAGUCAGAAUCUGAUCACCCGCUUUCCACAGGAGUUGGUGAUGGAAAAUACCAGGCUGUCUGAACUGGAACUUUUGGAUGUGUCAAAUAACAAGAUAAAGUCUCUGCCUGUUCAGGAACUCAACAAUCUACCUGCCUACCUCAAAAACAGUCUUUACAUACACAACAACCCCCUGAUCUGUCAUUGUAGCCUUUACCUCAUGGUCACCCAAUGGCACGCUCGGCAGUUCAAUUCUGCAGUGGACUUCAGGAAUGAGUUUAAAUGUAUCCUUCCCUUAAACCACAAGGUGUCCAUCAAGCUCUUUGAGCUGCAAGAAGACUACAUGAACUGCAGCACCAUUGUUGAUUCAGAGGUGGAGGCCUUCCUAGAAGGGACCUUGACCUUUCACUGCGACACCAGAUUAAGGAACAUGACGAAAGUGUGGGUGACCCCAGACAACGAGACCAUACAGGCUGGCCACAGCAACCAAAGUCUCAGGAUGUUUCCCAAUGGCAGUCUGUGGCUCGGUAAUCUGAGACUGGAAGAUUCAGGGACUUACACUUGCCUGGCCACCAGCAGCCAAUUCAAUGAGACGAUCCACGUGCAACUGAGGGUGCACAAUUCCACAGUGAGUCCCACAAACGAAUCACUGAACACAGCCUACACCACACUGGUUGGGUGCGUUGCCAGCGUGAUUUUGGUUCUCAUUUAUUUGUACCUCACACCGUGUCACUGUCGGUGCAGCAGCAAAGCAGAUAAGAAGAGCCAGCAGGACGAAAGCAUUCACUCAUCCAUGCUAAGUGCCACCUCCACCCAUGACAUCUCCAGAGACAAAGCAGCCAUGGAUCGGCGAGUGGCCUUCAUAGAGCCAACUAAGGACAUGCAAGGGCAGAAUGGGAAACUCAAGCCCAAUGCUGUGGAAGAAUUUGAGGAUAAGAGACUCUUAACAGUGCCCAGAAAGAAAUCUGACUGCGGCUCUGUGGGUUCAGUGUCCUCGGACUCUCCCAUUGUCGUUUAA